CACCUGAAGAUCUCAAGAAUUAGCUGGGAACCUUUCAGACCUUCUUAAAACUCUUGUAGCUGACUGUAGAACUGGUUUAGACAGUCUUUUUUUUGUAUCAUCCAACCCAUCGGCCCUUUAAAACAAUGGCGUCCUACAGCCCUGCAUCCACGGAGGAGCGGUCCUCAGAGGUGUCGGACGUAAACCUGAAGGCAAAUGGCUCACAGGAGUCCAUGAAACUGAAAAAAGAAAUAUCUUUGCUCAAUGGUGUGUGUCUCAUCGUGGGAAACAUGAUUGGCUCUGGGAUCUUCGUCUCACCCAAAGGCGUACUGAUGUAUAGCGGCUCCUAUGGGUUGUCUUUGUUAGUGUGGACAAUUGGUGGGAUCUUCUCGGUGUUCGGGGCACUCUGUUAUGCUGAGCUCGGGACCACCAUCACCAAGUCGGGUGCUAGCUACGCCUACAUCCUGGAGGCUUUUGGAGGCUUUUUGGCUUUCAUCCGUCUAUGGACUUCUCUUCUGAUCAUUGAGCCCACCAGUCAGGCUGUGAUAGCCAUCACCUUCUCCAACUACAUGGUGCAGCCCAUCUUCCCCACGUGUAUAGCACCCUACGUGGCCAAUCGUCUGCUGGCUGCAGCCUGCAUAUGCUUGCUGACCUUUGUGAACUGUGCCUAUGUGAAGUAUGGAACACGCGUUCAGGACUUCUUCACCUACGCAAAGGUCAUUGCCCUCAUCGCUGUCAUCAUCACUGGCCUGGUCAAGAUAUUCCAGGGUUACACACAGAAUUUUGAAGGGCUGUUCUCAGGUUCAUCUCGGGAUCCGGGUGAUGUUGCUCUGGCAUUAUAUUCUGCUCUCUUCUCAUAUUCUGGAUGGGACACGCUCAACUUUGUCACUGAGGAGAUCAAAAAUCCUGAGAGAAAUCUCCCGCUGGCCAUUGCUAUCUCCAUGCCCAUUGUCACAGUGAUCUACAUUCUUACCAACUUGGCUUACUAUACAAUCCUGCCCAUUCCUGCCAUCCUGGUCAGUGAUGCCGUGGCUGUGACAUUUGCAGACCAGGUAUUUGGAUAUUUUAAUUGGACAAUACCAGUCGCUGUUGCCUUCUCCUGCUUUGGAGGAUUAAACGCUUCAAUAGUGGCUGCUUCAAGGCUGUUCUUCGUGGGCUCCAGAGAGGGCCAUCUGCCAGACUACCUGUGCAUGAUUCACAUCACCCGCUUCACCCCCAUCCCUGCCCUACUCUUCAACGGUGCCAUGGCUCUUGUGUACCUGUGUGUGGAAGAUGUCUUUAAACUGAUCAAUUACUACAGCUUCAGCUACUGGUUCUUUGUGGGUCUGUCUAUCCUGGGACAGCUGUACCUGCGAUGGAAACAACCAGACAGACCACGACCACUAAAGCUCAGUCUGUUCUUCCCAAUUAUAUUCUGCCUCUGCACAGUAUUUCUUGUGGUGAUGCCUUUAUAUAGCGACACUAUCAACUCAUUAAUCGGCAUUGCCAUUGCUUUAUCGGGAGUGCCAGUCUACUUCCUGUGCUGCUAUCUACCUGCCACACGUAGGCCUAUGUGGCUCAGGAAGUUUAUUGCAUCUUCAGGCAUACUCAUUCAGAAGGUGUGCUACUGUGUUCUUACUGAGAUGGACAAAGAAGGUGAAAAGGCAGAGUAGAAGAGGAUGAGGCACUGACAAAAAAACUGGAAUAAUCUCUGGAUUCAAGACUGGGCAUGCAAUACUAAAGCUGCUGAUGUGAUUAAACUCGUUUUUACACUGGUUUAUACAGAUAUCAUUUUAGAUUGAUCAGAUGUCAUGUUAUAUUCAUUAGAGAUAUUUAUGCUGCAUUUUGAUCAGUUGAAUGCUGGUUUGAUGGGGAACAGUAAACCAACUCCUUGCAUGUGAAGAAACUUGGACUUUAAGGUUGUUGCGGGGAUCAAAUUAUAGCACUGAUAACAGAUAUAUUAUUUAGAGACAUUUGUACAAUUGCUUUGAAAUAGCUAUAAACCUAGUUGCACAUUAAUACACAUAAAUUUAGAUGCUUGUACACUGAGAGUCUAAUAAAAGACCUUGCUGUUUGUUAAAGAAAGGAAUUGCCACUACAACAUCUUUAUCUUUACAGGUGUGUAUAUGAAUAUUGAAAGCAGUAUUUUCCAUGUUUUCUUUUCUAAAGACUGAAAUGACAAUGGCAGUGUUAUUAUGGAUUUGUGAUAACUGGUUGGAUAAAAAAAAAAAAAACGAUAUAGAGGACAAUUAAUGCAAAACCUGUGCAUGUUCAUCAGGAAGGGACACAUACAUAUUAAUGUUAACAUUUAGUCAGCCAUUGUUUUUAAGUGCUUUGGAUGAAAACUAUAUGGCAGGUCUUCCAGCCAGUUCUAUCAAACCUUUACAAUUAAUCCAGAACGCGAC
Sinocyclocheilus grahami is the source of this 2363-nucleotide messenger RNA. Its product is annotated as Y+L amino acid transporter 2-like. Gene Ontology annotation, molecular function: L-amino acid transmembrane transporter activity; basic amino acid transmembrane transporter activity. Lineage: Eukaryota; Metazoa; Chordata; Actinopteri; Cypriniformes; Cyprinidae. The record is from RefSeq and is a predicted model, not a curated record. Gene Ontology annotation, cellular component: membrane. Bases 126 to 1631 code for a protein of 501 amino acids. The transcript is spliced from 9 exons. Gene Ontology annotation, biological process: amino acid transmembrane transport.